Molecule: messenger RNA, 10126 nt
Organism: Apis mellifera (honey bee)
Lineage: Eukaryota; Metazoa; Arthropoda; Insecta; Hymenoptera; Apidae
Gene: cv-c
Product: rho GTPase-activating protein 7
Exons: 16
Coding region: 1865-7573 (1902 amino acids)
Biological process (GO): signal transduction; actin cytoskeleton organization; regulation of Rho protein signal transduction
Molecular function (GO): lipid binding; GTPase activator activity
Source: RefSeq, a predicted model, not a curated record
CACGUGAUAUAUUGAUUUCCGAGACUGAAGUAAUCCUGUUUACUUCCAGACGCGACGAAAAAAUGUCAAUAGAGCGCGUAAUUAGAGAUCCGUCAUCCUCCGUAUAUUCCACUGUUGGGGGAGGGUAGGGUCGAGUAUUUGAUAGGAUAGGAUAAAUAUAUAUCUAAUACAUACCGAAGUGAAGCAACAAACAAACGAAACUAGUGUCCUGCGAAACGUUUCGGCGUACGUUGAAAAGCCGCGGCGCCUCCUUCGUCGGCAAACACCCACGCCUGAGUGUAACAUGCACUAAUACGUCGGUAGCGUACGCGCUACACACGCGUGCUUAUGCGUGCACGCCGAAACAACCGUGCGAGAGUUGCAAGCGAGGAACGCAUAUACGUAUCACAUUGACGAGUUCCCGCCCGAGUCGGCGGUUGGUCGCUGCUUUGGCAGCUCCUCGUCUCUCUCAGGUAGCAUGCGAGCACGGGGAAAUGAGAGAGAGAGAGAAAGAGAGAGAGAGGGAAGGAACGAGAUGAAGUCGCGGCGAUCAGAACAGAACGGGACGAGGGACAAGCGGAUAAGGAUGGAGAUAAGGGAGCGUGGGAGAGAGAUAGGUCGCGUGAGCGAGAGGAAAAAAUGCAAAGGGGAAAAAACAGGAAGAGAAGACGGGGGAGAGAGACGGAGCGAAGCAACGGUACAGAAGGGGAGAGGAAGAUGCAUGGAAAACAUGGAUGAUGGUGCGAGAAGAAGAGAAGUGGCGGAAGGAAAUGAGCGAGAACCGUUGCUACAAAGAGAGAUUGGAGAAAGAGGAGGAGAGGGGGACGGGUAAAAACGGAGGAAAAGUAACAAAUACCUUGGCGGGAAAGGUUGGUAGGGGACUAAGAAAAGCGGCAGGAAAAAAGAGGAACGAACGGAAAAAGAGUAGAGAGUAGAGAGAAAGAAGAGGAACGGUGGAAAAGGGACGGAGAAACCGCGUAGAAGAGGAACGGUGUAAGGGAGUGAAAGAAGGCGCGAGAGAGAAAGAAAGAGGGGUAGAGCGCUCGUAUGGUCGGUUUGCCGCCUGCCGCGUAGUAGUAGCGUGCCGAGCGAGCAGCAAGCAGUGCCGAACGUCGUCGUCGUUUCUCAGUGUCGCCGCGGCGGUCGUGCCAGACGGUUCUCUUAUACAAGUUUUUCGUAGUGCGCGCGUACCGUUCCGUUCCGUUUCGUUUCGUUUUGUUUCGCUACACGUCAAUUCGGUGCAACGUGCGACGCGCUCGAUUAAAUUGGAUUAAAUACACUUACGCUUGCGGACGUGUCCACAGGAUUAUUGACUCGUGACGAUCUCGUGUCGUUGCCGGGCAAAACGGAAUCAUCCGAAAAAUCACGCGAAGCCAAUAUAUUUUCGAACCGUUCGUUCAAGGAUAUCAACGUUCAGUGAUGUGACAACGAUCACAAUUUUAUCGACGUUCUUCGUUUCGAUACGUCCGAGAUAAAAGGGAUCCCGAUUUGGAGCACAGUGGGAACGAGAAAGGAAAGAGCAGAACGCGAGUUUGAAAAGUGUAACGACGCCGAACGCCACGUGCUACGCUACCGGCGCCAUCGCGAGUUAAACUUCGAAUUUCGCGCGAUGUUCCAUGGUCAAGAUUCGUUGCCGUGAACAAGUUUGACACGUUUGAAAAGUGAAAAAUCGUGGCUCUCCCUCGUGGUCGUGGAACACACGGCGGGUGGCACAUUGUAGCGUGUCUUGUGCCGCGUUUGUACAAGUGGAUUUAACCUUGUGAUCGAACACGUGGAUGCAUGCUGCCCUGUCGACGAUGCUGUGCUUUUGAACGGCCAACCUGUCUGCACGAAAAUUCCAGGUGCGGAAGAAAAUGCGCGUGAGAUCGAGGUGACGGCGGAGAGCAUGGAGACCAUGCAGGACAGCGGCGGGUUGCGCGUCGAUGGCUCGAAAGGAGGUGUCGCUUCGGGUUUGCCCAGCUCGAAAACAGUGAAUCAGUUGAGAAUAGUGGAAAGUGGUGAUGAAAGUGGGAAGAUGGUGAUCCCAACUAAAUCGGAGAUGGAUCCUUACAAGGAGUUGGAGUUGUAUCUCGCCAAAGUCAACGAAGAGAUCGGUGAAAUCAUCGAUUCGGCGCCGUCCACUCCCCUGAUCAUUACAGACGAGCCAAAGUAUCACCACCCCGCGCAGCCGGCGGUGGUGCAGCCGGCUCGAUACGCGCUCGUCGAGCCAAUCGUCAAAAAUUCGUCGGCCGCGAAAAGCCCGAGACGCCACCACAACCCCUCCGGGUGCAGGGGCUGCAACGCCGUCGAGGACAUCGGCGAUUGGUCGAACAACAUCCUCGCCGAGUUCAACACGAUAAUCGCGAACGAGAUCGACGAGCUGACCAGGGAGCUCGAGCGGAAGAGGAGCAAGGAGGAGGAGGCGAGGGUGGUGCGUUACAAGGAGCUGUUGAACGAGUUCGGGAUCUCGGACAGCGAGAGCUCGAUCGGGAGCUCGUGCGAGGCGGCCGGCCAUCAUUUCUGUCGGUCCACGUGCUCGUCCCGGCCGGGCAACAACGAGAUCAUCCGCGACCGACGAAACGGCAAGUUGUUCAACGACGCCUUCCUGUUGAGCUACGACGCCCCGCCCGAUCGCCUCGUCUCGGCGAGGAACGAUCGAAGGAAGAGCGGCAGCCUGCCCGAGGAUCUGCAACGCUUGAUAGGGGAGCGCGCCAGGUAUUACCCCUCCUCCCCUGACCCGAAUCUCGACGACGACGACGACGCUCGCGAUCCCUCCUCGGCGUUCGUGGAGGAUCAUCGUCGGGUCGAUCUGAAUACAUCUAGUCUACCUUCGAAACUGGACCGUGGACGCGCGAGCGGCGGGGAAACGGAGGAGCUCAAGUACCUUGGAAACGAUCAACCAAAGAAACGCGAUGUAGUAGAGAUAAGUUCGAGGGGCGGCGAGGACGAGAAGAGGGAUGGAUCGAGCUGUUCUCGGGUCGCCGGGUCCGUCGGGCCGGUCGUCGAGACGACGGACGAGUCGUGCGCGAAAUUACCGCCGAGGCAACGCGACGCCCACAGGAAGACCAGCCUCCCUGUGAAUUUGACGGGGGGGAAGAGGAGAAGGGCGCCGAGGUUGGUGAGAAUUCGACGGGCGGAGGAUCCAUCGCAGAGCGCGAUGGACGGGGAUGGGUACGAGGCGGAGGAGGAGAAGGUGGGGAGGUCGUUGGACGGGAACGGGCCUAGAUCGGCCCCCGUCACGCCAACGGAGGAGAAGAAGUCCCCGUUCUCGAAGAUCCUGUGGAAGAAGCACGCGCCCGUGUUUCACGAGAGCACGGACGACGUUGUCCUCGUAAGGGUGUCCUCUUUGCCGGAUCAGGAUUUCCUUCAUCUCGACAACGAGGCGUCGCGGGCGAAGAACGGUUGCGCGAAGGAGUGCGGCCUGUCGAAGAAGAGGGCCGUGUCGCCUCUCACCUUGCGCUCGGACAUAUCCGCGAAACGGUUGUCCGAGUCCGACAAGGACGUGAGACAGGUGAGUCCCGUGGAUUUGAAGAAGUUCUCGCUCUCGAGAUCGAGGGGAAACGACGUCGGGGUGAGUUGCGAUCUUCCGGAAGACGACAACGUUGGAUCCAUCGGGAGCGUGGACAGCGGCAAGUUCGAACGGGUGGAGAACGUGGACGUGAAGAAGAUAUUGGACGAGCAGAAUUCCAGAUCCGGUUCGCUGCCGAUUUCUCUUCAAUCCCUGUUAUCGAAGAUCCGAAACGGGUCCGGCUCUUGCUGCCCGAACAGCCCGCCGAUGGAUUCCCUCACUUGUUCCGACAUAGCGACGCAAACUUCCCCAGCUAUUUCCAGAAGUUUCAGCUUCACGUGGGUCAGUGAUUGCGACUCCCCGCGAGCGGAAUCGCAGAUGGAUUCGCAGUCGCUGCAGGACGAGAGCACGUUGGAUCCUGCCUCGCCGCAAGACACGGUGGACGACGACAAUAGAUCGUCCUCGUCGUCUCAAGAUCUUCUUCAGAGCAUGGACGAGAUUUCCUCCGGAAGUAUGUCGCCGGAUACGACCGACAGAGCAUCUCCUUUGGAGAGCGGUAUCGGCACUGCCAGCCCUCCUAGAAGCACCGAUCGACGGAUAGUUAAGCCCCCGUCCUCAGCUAAGUGUCACCGGAAAGAGACCUGGGAGAGGAUCCGGCGACGUCCUUCCAAGUUGAACUCGCGGAACGACAAACACUCGCAGGACGUGUGGAUCAAGCGCGAGAGCGUGCACACCCAGACGAAGGAGAACGAGGACCAAUAUUCCCAGGACGCGGUGGACAGCAGCAGCGGCCUCGACGACACCCUGCCGAGGAUCAAGCCGCCUCGGCCGACCAAUCUGCCUCUGUGUCUGUCCACCACCGCGAGUAGCUCCCUAAGCUCUGGAGAAUUAUUGGAGACACCGCCGCGAGCACCGUCGUCCCCAUCCGCCGCCAGCCUCCAAUUGAAACCGGAACCGCUGAGCGUGGAAAUGGGCGGAAAGAGCAGCAGUGCACCCUUGUUGGAGAACAACGAUCCGGAGAAAGCGAACGGGAAGGUGCCGAGUUUGCAGCAACCACGCUCGCAGUCGGAACGCCAGCUAUCAGAGAUCGAAGCGCAAGAGGCUUGCAAAUGGUUGAGGGCGGCUGGUUUUCCACAAUAUGCGCAGAUGUAUGAGGAUUACCAAUUCCCGAUUGACGUAUCUGGCGUAGCCAAGGACCACCCCUUCCUCGAGACUGAUUCCCUGCAGAGCCUAUUUCGACGAUUGCACGCUCUUAACCGAUGCGCCAAUAUGAAGAUCGACACUCACCAUACGCACAGCACUAGUCACAGCAAAAGCGGUGGCGGCGAUGAUUCGGACGAGGACACGCAGUGCGCCCUCAGCGAGAAUUGGACGUUCGAGAAGAAGACGAGACGCUGGUCCCGCGUGUGCGACAUGACGCAGGCGAACGUGGAGCGGUUGCAGGCGAUCAGCAGCGGGCAGACGGUGCAAUCCGAGGAGGAUUCCCUGGAGGAUCGGUUGGAGGCGGAGGAGGCCGAGGACACGAUGCUCGACACGCUCAGAUACAGCAGCCUGCCACCUGGCACGCUCCCCGACGAGAUCGGGCCGAGAUUUCGCAGAACCGGGUCCGAGAGGCUGAGGGACGGGGCGAAAGCUUUCCUGAGGCGGGUCGAGUCGUUGAAGUCGAGGCGACGAAAGCACCAAAAUCGGGACGGGAUCGUGAUCAGCGGCCCCCAAAUACUGGACGUGAUCUCGAUGCAGCAGAAGAUGAAGGAGCUUAACUGCGUGGACGUGUCGCCGACGGGCCCCUCGCCUGUCUCGUUCAACGAUCUUCUGCCUGGCUCGCCUCUCCACGUGCCCGGAUCGCCCGUCACGCUGCCCGCGUCCCCCUAUCACCUGCCGCCCUCGCCCCUGGCCAACGCGCCCAGCCCGUUCGGCGACGAUUCGUCGAGCUAUUGCUCGGACGGGUCGCAGGGAGGUGGCCCCACACCCACGCCGACGCGGACGAAGAUGAACCGGGCUAGGAGGUUCUUGCAUCGGGGCAGGGAGGAUCAGGGCGCGCUCAGCGACUCCGAGUGUCAGCCCACCAAUUGGCGGCACAGGUAUUUCAGAGACGCGAACAGCAAUCACGCUAAAGUGUUGGAGUACGUGGCCGCCCAUCCCCAAAGCCCCAAGGAUUCGCCGACCAAAACCCCCAUAAAUAGCCGCGGGGGAAGUCUGAAUCUUGGGAAGGAGUCGCAGAGGUACAGGGACAAGUUGUCCCAGGGCCAGAAUCAGGAGAGGUACAAGGAGGACAAGGUGGCCGCGUUGAAGAGGGAGGACAAGAUGCACAAGAGUUUCAGGCAUCGCGACGAUUCUUACAGGGAGGGGGGGAAACCUUUGUCGAAAGAGGUGGUGACGGUCUACAGAGAGAAAUCGAGAUCGAGGAGUUCGGAGCUGGCCGGAAGUCAAGAGAGCAGUUCGACGGUUGCCAGCCGUGAUUCGGAUCAGGAGGAGGACUCGCCGAGGCACAAGGGUACCGUUGUCAGGUGGCACAGUUUCCAGAGGGGAUCCCUGUACCCGGAGCCGCUCGACCCCCUGUGCCCACGUGCCAUGGCCUCGAUGUCGUGCGGCCAACUGUUGGUGCUGAGGAAGUUGGCGCUGUUGAAGCUGACCGCUUGCAUGGAACGAUAUUGCCCGACUCAUCGCACCGGGUGGAACUGGGAGCUGCCCAAGUUCAUCAGGAAGAUAAAGACCCCCGAUUACAAGGACAAGACGGUGUUCGGGGUGCCGUUGCUGUUGUCCCUGCAGAGAACCGGCCAGGCAUUGCCAAAGUGUAUUCAAAUAGCGCUCAGAUGGCUGAGAGCGAACGCCCUCGACCAGGUUGGGAUCUUCAGGAAGAGCGGGGUCAAGUCGAGGAUACAGAAAUUGAAAAUGAUGACCGAGACAUUGGGGGAUAACAUCAAUUUCGAUGGCCAGCAGGCGUUCGACGUGGCCGAUCUCGUGAAACAGUACUUCAGGGAAUUGCCGGAAGCUCUGUUAACCAACAAAUUGUCCGAGACCUUCAUCGCUAUCUUCCAACACGUACCUGUUAAACUGCGGCCGGACGCGGUUCAAUGCGUUCUUCUUCUUCUGCCGGACGAGCAUCGGGAGGCGUUGGAGACUCUGCUCGAUUUCUUGAACCACGUAGCGAGCAACGCUCCCUACAACCAAAUGACAGCCUCGAACCUGGCCGUGUGCCUGGCACCGAGCCUGUUCCACUUCAACCACAGUAACACGAACGUGACCAACAGGUCGAGCAGCGUAUCGCCACGUAGGAGAAAGACCGUGGGCAUUCCCGAUCAGAGGGAACUGUCGGAAAACAAAGCCGCUCACGACUGUCUUCUGUAUCUGGUCAAGAUGCAUCGUGAAUUAUUCAUGGUUUCUUCGGAUAUGUUGAUGCAGUGUCAUUUUAAUUAUAUGGAAGAAAGCGUGCCGGUCGCCUUGGAGGAAUUGGGAUCCGAAUUGAAGCAAGAUUGGAGAGGAUAUCUUUACGCGUGUACCACCGCUUUGUUGAAAGAAGCGCGUGAGAAAAGUCGAGGAUGGGUCACCGUGAACAAUCCGGCAGACAGUACGGUAGAGAUGGCGUACAAGAAAGUAGGUGACGGACAUCCACUUCGACUGUGGCGAGUGUCGACCGAGGUUGAAGCUCCACCGAACGAGCUUCUUCAUCGCGUACUGAGGGAGAGGCAUAUCUGGGAUCCUCAGCUUUUGAAGUAUAGAUUGGUCGCCAAGCUGGACACCAACGUGGAGGUCUUUCAAUACGCCACUGGGAACAUGAGUCCUCUUCCUGCCAGGGAUUAUUGUGUGCUAAGAUCCUGGCGUAAUGAUCUCCCCAAAGGGGCCUGCGUUAUCGUAGAAACGUCCGUGGAACAUCCGGAUGCUCCUGUCAUGCUUGGUGGAACACGUGGUAUUGUUUUAGCAUCUCGCUAUCUCAUCGAACCUUGCGGUAGUGGUAAAUCACGGAUCAUGCAUCUUUCCAGAGUGGAUACAAAAGGACGCACUCCAGAAUGGUAUAACAAAAGCUACGGUCACCUUGCUGCCCUUCACCUCAGUAAAAUUCGCAAUUCCUUCAAGCACACGACGGACGGUCCCGAGAGUAAAGUCUGAGAGGAAGCAACCGUGCAACGAUCACCGUUGCACGGUCCUCACACGACUCUGGAGGAACAGGAUGAUCAAAAUCAGGAGCACAGGAUCCUGAAGGAUGUGCGACAGGUUCAACCUACCAUUGACGAGGAAUAAAAGUAACAUCGAUGGUCGUAUCGUAUAUACCUCAUCGAUAACAUUACCAAGAAUUUAGAAGAUAUCGAAGAAAAUAAUGGAUCUACGAGAAAAAUUCAACUCGUUAUCGAAGAUGAACCCCAUCGAGCGCUUCUCGAGUUGAUUGAAACAAUACUUAUAAAGGAAAAUAGAGGAAGCGAGAAAAAAAAAAAAGAAGAAGAAGAAGAAACAAGAAACGUUAACGAUACCAUGCACAAGCUUUAAUCGAUGUGAAGCAAUUUUUGUUGAAGCCUGAGAUGUAUAGCGUUAGACGUCGAAUUAUUAUUAUUAUAAUUAUUAUUAUUAACCAUGUUGUUAGAGGAUGAAAAAGAAAAGAAUUUAUUGUUAUCGUAAUUAUAAAAAUUCUCUCUGUUUGACGUUUUAUUGUCCAAGGAUCUUGCCGUCCAGUGAUCGUUAAAGAAAAAUAAUAAUAUAAAAAAAAAAAAAAAAAAAAAGAAAAGGAAAAAGAAAUGGCAGGAGACCGAAUUGAAAAUGGGCUAGUACGUGUUUCUCCCCCCCCGUGUAUGAUGUAGGAUAUAAUAUAUUAUUUUUACAAGUAUCCAUAAUCCGAUGUUAUAUCGCUAAUCGAAGUUCCGCGAACGAAGCUUUUAUCCUCGGCGAUAACAAAUAUAAUAGAGAAUAUAUGAUUCGCGAUGUUUCGUCGAAGUAAGAACAAAAAUGCUGCUACCCUAAUAACGAGUAAAACCGAUGCCUUCUCAGAUGAUUUGAUGACUAGAUGAUUUUAAUAAUCGUAUCGAUUGAAAUAUUAUACGCGAAGCAUGUAAAAGAAAAAAAAAAAGAAAGAAAAAAGAAAGAAAGAAAAAAAAAAAGAAAAAAAAAGGAGAAAAAAGAAAAAAAGGACGUUAAAAAAAAUAUUUUUCGAUCGUAGUUAUGCUACAAAAUGCAGUCUGUGUAUUUUCCGCGUCGCACGAUGUUUUAAUCUCACCAAAUGAUAUAUAAGCGAAAUAUAUUAGAUAGGAGAAAAAGAAGAAGUCGCGCACAAUAUUAUAUUUCACCGUUAUAUAGCGUAUAAGAGAUCCCUAUUUUGUAUGUUUCUUUCGGACCAAAUGCCAAUUUUUCUAUUGUAUAUCAUAUCACGCUGUUGUAUCGAGUAUCUCGAGAACAUGGUUCUUUUAGAACGAUUCUUUUUUUGUAAAUGUCACGACCAGGAGAAAAAAACCUGUGUGUAAAAUUGUUCGUACGUUUAUUAUAUGGAUACGCAUUAUACAACAUAUGCGUAAUGUAAUUCUAUAUUUAUAUACAACAAAGAAAAAAAAAAGAAAAAAAAAAAAGAGAAAAGAAAGAUCGACAAAACGCGAAACAAACGUCGUCCAAUGCGUUCUGCUUGUGCGUUCCAAUGUUUCCAAAUUGCGUUUUUUUUUUUUUAUCAGAUGGUCGUAAAUUACGCCCUAGGCCCCCAUCCACGUGUACCCUAUUAUUCACGAUUAAUCCGAUUUAAUCGAGCAAUGCGAAAGGAUUUUGAGUAAACGUGUAAGUUCUCGCGCCCUUAGCUAAUUAUAUAAGGGCGUACAAUUUAAACUCGUGUUUAAUUAAGCAAUCGUCAUUGUCUUAUAUCGAUGUUGAAGCGUUGAAAGAAGAAAAAUUGUCACACAGAGUCUAUUGUUAAUUGUCUCUCUGAAAUUGUAAAUGUGAAAUCGCGAGCCGGCAGUUUCGGGGAAUUAAUUGUUUUCUCGGCCAGUCGAUCAUUUAAAGACGUGAUCGUCGUUUGUUCGAAAUAACGUUCGUGCAUGCACCAUGAAUUAUUAACGCAUAUUAUAGGGACCACCUUCGUUCGGACCCCUCACUCCCUCCCCCUUCAUUCUCCCCCGUAAAAACACCGUAGAAUAAAACUAAUGAAAAAGGAAGGGAAUAUGAUAUAAUACCGGAUCGAGAAGAGAAACGACCUGGAGAUAAAGAUACACCUCAUCGAAUUAUAAGUGUAUUUUAACAUAAUACUAGUCAACUUACAAUUUAGAUGAAGUUACGAAUACGGAUAAUAAGUGUAUAGAUUUUUAUUCUACGAACGUUACGUCGAGAAUAUUUAAUUAUUAUUAUUAUUAUUAUUAAUUAUUAUUAUUAUUAUUAUAUUAAUAUUAUUAUUAUAUUAUUGAUAUAGAGUAAUUAUAUAUGGAGAAGAAAGAAAUAUAUCGAUGAUAUUUUUGUGUCCAAAAAACGCCAGUAGGGAGCACGAAUGAAUGAAAGUGUAUGUUGUGAAAGUGUAUGUAUGAGAGAGAGAGAGAAAGAGAGGAAAAGAGAGAAAUGAAGAGAGAGAGAACACACGUCUGCAUGUUUCUCCGUUAUUUGUAACGAUAUAUGACCGUCUUUAUUCUUGUAAUCCGUGUUUCACUAGAAUGUAAAUAUGUAUAUUAUACAAUAAUGAAACACGAUUAUAUACUCAUUAAA